UAAUUUGCAAUCUGAGGUGUCAUUUAGAUUUGGCACAGUUACAAGAUCCAUUAGCACUUGACUGAAAGCUCCAGAGGCUGCUUUAUUUAAAGACAUGAAAGCUGAAACAAAUGAAAGGAAGGCGACUAGUUCUACCUCUACUAGCUCUGAGCGACUAUCAAAACAUUUGUCCUGACUCGGCCCAGGGAACUUCCUCUGCUAGCAAGUUAAGGGUCUGCUCUGCCAAAGCCGCUUCUGUGACGGAGCAACAGGAGGAAGGCAUGGAUGACUGGGUCUGGGUGGUAUCCGUUCCUCCCUUGAAGUCAGCCACUUAUACAAUUCAAAGCCUUCCACCGAUAGUUUCUCCCGAAGAACUGAAGGAAGUGCAAUUUGAGAAGGAUGAAAUCAAAUAUAGGAUGAACACUGUGAAGGAGCGUGCAGCAAGGGAACUACGCUGGAAGAUAGAUUAUCACCUACCUGGUUACACUGAGAUGUUAGCCUCCAGACAAAAUGCAGAUUGCAUGUUGAAGGAGACAUCACCCGCAGAGAGGUCUGAAGUAUCUGAGACGUUAUCAUUCCCUAUGAAAAGAAGCUAUCGCCUUUCCCAGGCAGCAAAAUGCUGCCCUGCUAAACCAAGAAAACCAGCAAGAGCAUGCAAGCACUGCCAAGAUAAUCAGGAGAAGAACCAGGAGAAAAUCCAACAGCCGCUUUGCAGAAAGAAUAACAGAAACCAAGACACGACUGCUGAUCCUGGGUGGGUUUUACCAGACAGUUCUACAUCACCAAAAGCUGUUCCCGUGCCUGUGAUAACUACAAAUUUGAUGCAAACAUCAGUUAUAGCCGUCAAGUCAGAACUGACUGAGGACAUUGCUGAAUGAAGACAAGGAGAGACUCUGAAUGUCUCUGACCUCCUCAGAGGAUUUUAGCAUUUCACAAUCCUAAUGUUUCCCACAGGACUUCCAACUAGACUCCCACGCUACUGAACGGCAACAAUACAAAUGGAGCAUUAUUGUCGCACCAGGAGAUAACUAAACAACUGUGAUAAUCACAUUUCAGAGUCAAUGCAUUAAAAGAAUGAGCAAUGCCUUACUUAUGGCAUUUUUCUUCCUGUA
This is a messenger RNA of Stegostoma tigrinum, 1091 nucleotides long. RefSeq lists its product as uncharacterized. The transcript has 8 exons. The coding region runs from base 111 to 857 and encodes 248 amino acids. The record is from RefSeq and is a predicted model, not a curated record. Lineage: Eukaryota; Metazoa; Chordata; Chondrichthyes; Orectolobiformes; Stegostomatidae.